Messenger RNA from Ostreococcus lucimarinus CCE9901, 1814 nucleotides. RefSeq lists its product with no specific name. The coding region runs from base 174 to 1793 and encodes 539 amino acids. Lineage: Eukaryota; Viridiplantae; Chlorophyta; Mamiellophyceae; Mamiellales; Bathycoccaceae. The transcript has a single exon. The record is from RefSeq and is a predicted model, not a curated record. Gene Ontology annotation, molecular function: 2 iron, 2 sulfur cluster binding; 2-methylcitrate dehydratase activity.
CGCGCGAUCUCGACGAUCGCGGGCGUCGUCGGACGACGCGCGCGCCGCACGCGCCGCGCGCGCCGCGCUCUUCGCGCGCGCGUCGCGUCGAACGAUCGGUCGAGCGGGGACGAGACGCGCGACGCGAAUCUGAAUUCUGAAUUCUGAAUUCUGAAUCCGCGGCGAUUCGGACGAUGCGCGAGCGACGGCUGGGGACGAGCGAUGGGACGACGACGCGCGAGGACUUUGGGGCGGAUCGAUUGCUGAUCGACGUGGCGAAUUACGUCGUCGGGUACGAGAUCAAGUCGAGGGACGCGGUGAAGACGGCGAGGCACGCGAUAAUGGAUUUCGUCGCGUGCGCGCUGCGGGGAGGAAGCGAUCCGGGGUGCGCGAAAUUACUCGGACCGUGCGUGCCGGGAAUCGAGUGCAAGCACGGAGCGCACGUGCCGGGGACGGAGUAUUAUCUCGAUCCCGUGACGGCGACGUUUAACGCGACGACGUGCGCGCGGUGGUUGGAUUACAACGAUUCGUUUUACGGCGCGGAGUGGGCGCAUCCGAGCGACACGAUUGGGGCGAUUUUGAGCGUCAGCGAGUACGUCAGUCGAUUGAGGAACGAUCGCGGGCUGAGCGUGCUGAGCAUGCGAGACGUCAUCGUGGCGACGAUCAAGGCGUACGAAAUCGUCGGCGUGCUCGCGCUCGAGAACUCGUUCAAUCAGAUUGGCGUCGAUCACGGACUGUUGACUCGCGUCGCCGUGGCCGCAGUGACGACGUCCAUGCUCGGUGGUGGGCGAUUAGAGGUGAUGUACGCCACUUCGCAGGCUUUCAUCGACGGCAGCGGUUUGCGAUGCUUCCGACAUUACCCGUGCGCGGGGACGCGAAAGGGUUGGGCGGCGGGAGAUAACGCCGCCCGAGGCGUCACUUUAGCGUUGAUGACGAUGAGAGGCGAAAUAGGAUAUCUUGGUGCGCUGUCAGCGCCGGUUUGGGGAUUCAACGACGUGUUUUACCGGCGUCAAGACAUCGUGCUCAAGCGAGACUUUGGGGAAUUCGUCAUGGAAAACGUCGUCUUCAAGCCGUCGUUUCCGAGCGAGAUUCACGCUCAAACCGCCAUCGAGGCCGCGUUUCGAUUGCAUCCGCAAGUCGUCCACCGCGUGGACGAGGUUCACAGCGUCGCGGUUCACACCACACGUAGCGCUGUACGAUGCAUCGAUAAGACCGGGCCGCUGAACGGGCCCGCGGAUCGCGAUCACUGCUUGCAGUACGCCGUCGCCGUCGCGCUCCUGUACGGGAAUAUGACAUCAGAUCAUUACGAAGACUCCGUGGCGAGCGACCCGCGAGUGGAUGAAAUGAGACGCAAAAUUCUCAUCGCAGAAAAUCCACAAUACAGCGCCGAUUACGUUGAUCCAGAUCGCCGUUCUUGUUCGAAUUCGAUUCAAGUGCACUUUAAGGAUCGCACGAGCACGAACAAGUUUGAGGUCGAGUACCCAGUUGGACAUCGUCGCAGAAGAAUGGAGGGGUUUCCAGCGUUAGAAAAGAAGUUCAUAUCGUCUUUACACACAAAGUUUCCACCGGAGCGUGCGGGAUUCAUCUUUGAACGAGUCACCGACGCGCAAAUUUUCGACGCCUUGACACCGAUGGACUUCAUGGAAUUGUUCAACGCCACGCCGCAUCCCGUGCUCUUACCGCCGAUGCGCGCGGCACCUGGAGUUUUUGAUUACACUCCGAUAGAUAGUCGAGCGUCGACCCUAGUUCCUCGUCUCACGGAUGGUACCGCAGAGACUCGAGCGGUGGGAGACGGCGCAGACGCGCGCGGUUAGCAACGCUUCGGCGACACCCCU